Leopardus geoffroyi (Geoffroy's cat) is the source of this 1080-nucleotide messenger RNA. RefSeq names its product mitotic arrest deficient 2 like 2 (gene MAD2L2). Bases 140 to 775 code for a protein of 211 amino acids. The transcript is spliced from 9 exons. Lineage: Eukaryota; Metazoa; Chordata; Mammalia; Carnivora; Felidae. Gene Ontology annotation, cellular component: zeta DNA polymerase complex. The record is from RefSeq and is a predicted model, not a curated record.
GGACCGACGGCUUCGAGGGCCGCGAGGGCAGGGAGGAAAGCAGCAUCCUCACCUCCAACCACAGUCCCCCGCGCGCCCUGCCCCUAACCGCGCCAGGUAGCCCACCUUUGUCCGGGCACGCUACCAGGUGGCGGUAAGGAUGACCACACUCACGCGACAGGACCUCAACUUUGGUCAAGUGGUGGCCGACGUCCUCUGCGAGUUCCUGGAGGUGGCCGUGCACCUCAUCCUCUACGUGCGCGAGGUCUACCCGGUGGGCAUCUUCCAGAAGCGUAAGAAGUACAACGUGCCUGUCCAGAUGUCCUGCCACCCGGAGCUGAACCAGUAUAUCCAGGACACCCUGCACUGUGUCAAGCCACUGCUGGAGAAGAACGAUGUUGAGAAAGUGGUGGUGGUAAUUUUGGACAAAGAGCACCGCCCAGUGGAGAAAUUCGUCUUUGAAAUCACCCAGCCUCCGCUGCUGUCCAUCAGCUCAGAUUCCCUGCUGUCUCAUGUGGAGCAGCUGCUCCGAGCCUUCAUCCUGAAGAUCAGUGUGUGUGAUGCUGUCCUGGACCACAACCCCCCAGGCUGUACCUUCACAGUCUUAGUGCACACGAGAGAAGCCGCUACCCGCAACAUGGAGAAGAUUCAGGUCAUCAAGGACUUUCCCUGGAUCCUGGCAGAUGAGCAGGACGUCCACAUGCACGAUCCCCGGCUGAUACCGCUAAAAACGAUGACAUCAGACAUUUUAAAGAUGCAGCUCUACGUGGAAGAACGAGCUCACAAAAGCAGCUGAGGGUGUGAUGCUCCGAUCAUGGAUGUAACAACUAUGGGACACUGGGGGCCCCCAGCCUAGGGCGGUGCUGAGGGACACCCCCUCCCCCCGAUUCCAAGUGCUCUUAUUGCCUCUGUGUAUGGACCACCCACUCUCCGGCCCGGCGCCGCUCAGGUCUGGUUGCCUUCAUGGAGGAAUUUUCCCCAGGAGGGCAGGGAAGGAUGCCGGGACCUUGAUUUCUUGGCCUCCUGGGAUGUGGCCGGCCAACACUGUCUGUCUGAAAUACUGUGCUGUGAGUUGUUUCAAUAAAGAGCCCCAAGGGCUGA